This is a messenger RNA of Schistosoma turkestanicum, 827 nucleotides long. Lineage: Eukaryota; Metazoa; Platyhelminthes; Trematoda; Strigeidida; Schistosomatidae. The record is from the annotation of a GenBank genome assembly.
CUUCACUACUUUAAUUAACUCGUACAGUUUACUCCGCAAGGCCUUUGAGAGGGUUGACGAUGUAUGGAGGUUCUGCGCCUGGUAAAGAGGAUCACUACGAUUAUCUAUUUAAAGGUAAUAAAGGAUUGAGCAACUUAACCCAGUUGAAAAGUUGUACUGAUCGGAGAUUCAGGUGUCGGGAAAAGUAACUUGCUCUCACGUUUUACAAGAGACGAGUUUAAUUUGGAAAGUAAAAGUACGAUUGGUGUUGAGUUCGCUACAAAGUGAGUUAGUAUAAAAUGUUUAUCAAUGCAUUUAGGAGUGUAAAUAUUGAAGGAAAAACCAUAAAAACACAGAUCUGGGAUACAGCCGGUCAGGAACGUUAUCGAGCUAUAACGGCUGCUUAUUACCGUGGUGCUGUUGGUGCACUUUUGGUUUACGAUAUCUCCAAACGUGCGACUUACGAUAACGUGGAACGGUGGUUACACGAGCUAGCAGACCAUGCAGCAAAGAAUAUCGUUAUCAUGUUAGUUGGGAAUAAGUCUGAUCUUAGGCAUCUCCGGAAUGUAUCGAAAGAAGAAGCGAAGAAUUUUGCUGAGCGUAAUGGACUUUGCUUCAUUGAAACAUCAGCUUUAGAUUCCGCAAACGUUGAAAAUGCUUUCAAUACGGUUCUUCAAACUAUUUAUACGAUUGUCAGCUCAAAUCCUUCAGUGAGUAAUGUCGAUAUGAAAAUGUCUCCAUAUAAUAAUCAACCGAUCGUUUCACCGAACGCGGAGAAUUCAAGCACUGGACGACGGUGUUGUAGUUGAUGAAACUAAGCAAAUCAUCAAGCUCAAAUUUGUUUCCGU